This is a messenger RNA of Knipowitschia caucasica, 2175 nucleotides long. The record is from the annotation of a GenBank genome assembly. NCBI's taxonomy places the organism in Eukaryota, Metazoa, Chordata, Actinopteri, Gobiiformes, Gobiidae.
AUGGGGAGUGAUAUGAGGUAUGGUGGUUGUGGGGGUUUAGGGGUUGUGGUGAUGGGGGAUGAGAGGGUUGGUUGGGGAUGGGGGGUGGGUGGUUGUGUGGGGGUGGGGGUGGGUGUGUGUGUGGUGUUGGGGGGGGGUGGGGGUGUGGGGUUGGGGGGGGGUGGGGGGGGGGUGGGGGGGGGGUGUGGGGGGGUGGGGUUGUGGGGUUGUGUGGUUGUGGGGUUUGUGGGGUGUGGAGGGUGUGUGUGUUUGGGGGGGGGGAGGGGUUGGAGAGGGUGUGUGGGGGGGUAUUUUUUGGGGUGUUGGGGGUGUUGUGUUUGGGUGUGUGUGGUGUGGUGUGGGGUUGUUUGGGGGGGGGGGUGGUGUGGGGGUUGGGUGGGGGGGUUGGGUGUUGGUGUUGGGGGUGUGGUAGGGGGGUGUGUGGUUGGGGGGGGUUUGUUUUGUUUUUGUGGUGUGGUUUUUGGUUGGGGUGUGUUUGGGUUGGGGGUUGUUGUUUGUUUGGUUGGGUUGGGUUUGGUGUUUGUGUUGUUGUUUUUUUUUGUGGGUAUUGUUGUUGGUGUGGUGUUGUUGGGUUGUGGGGUGGGGGGUUUUGGGAUGAUAGUGGGGGGGUGUUGUGUUGUGGUUGUUGUGUGGGGGGGGUGUGUUGGGUUGUGGGUUUGUUUGUGUGGUGGUGUGGGGGGUUGUGGUGUGUUGGGGUGGUGGGGGGGUGGGUUGGGUGGGGGUGGUGGGUGGUGGGUGUUGGUGGGUGUUUGGUGGGGGUGUGUUGGGGGGGGGUUGGGUGGUGGGUGGUUUUGUGGUUGGGGGGUGGUGAUUUUGUGUUUUGUUGGUGUGUUUUUUUUUGGUGUUUGUGUUGGGGUGGUUGGUUUGUGUUUGGUUGUGUUGGGUGGUGUUGGUGGGUGUGGGGGGUGGGGUGUGUUGGUGGGUUGUUGGGGUGUGGGGGGUGUGGGGUUGGGGUUUGGGGGGUUGUUGUUGUGUGGGGGGGGGGGGGGGUGGGUGUUGGGGAUGGGUUGUUGGGGGGGUGGUUGGUGUGGGGGUGGUGUUGGGGUGGGUUGGGGGGUUGGUGGUUGUUGGGGGGUGUGUGGGGGUGGGGGGGGUAGGGUGGGUGGUGGGGGGGAUGUGUGGGGUGGUUGUUGUUGUGGCGUGGUGUUGGGGGGUGGGGUGGGGGUGUGGGGGUUUGGUUGGGGGUGUGGGUUGUGGGGAGGGUGGGUGUGGGUUGGUUGGGUUGUUGGGGUGGUUGUGGGAUUUGUGGUUGUGGAAUGGGGGUGGGUGGGGGGGGGGGGGUUGUGUUGGGGUUGGUGGGGUUGUGUUUGGGGUUGGGGGGGGGGGGUGGGGUUUGUUUGUGGUGGUGGGGGGUUUUGGUUUGUUUGUGGGGGGGGUGGGGUGUGGGUGGUUGUGUGGGGGGGGUUGAUUAUUUUUGAGGGAUGUGUGUUGUGGGGGGGUGUGUGUUGUGGGUUGGGGUGUUGGGUAUGGGUGAAUUGGGAUUUUUUGUGGUGUGAGGGGUUGGUGUUGUGGGUUGGUGGGGUUUGGGGGGGGGUGGGUGUUGGGGGGGUGGGUUGGGUGGGGGAGGUGUUGGUGGUUUGGGGUGGUGUGGGUUUAGUGAGUGGAUGGGGUUGGGUGGUGGGUUGGGUUGUGGAUGGUGUGGGUGGGUUUGGGUGUGGUUUGAGGGGGUGUGGUGUGUUGGGGGUUGUGGGGGUUGGGGUUGUGUGGGGUGUGGGGUGUGGGUGGUUGUGUGUUUGUUGGUUUGUUGGUGUUUGGGUUGUUGUGUGUGUUUGUGGUGGUGUUUUUGGGUUGUUGUGUGUGGGUGGUGGGGUUUGUGGGUUGGUGGGUGGUUGGGGUGUUGUUGGGUGGUUGUGUGGGGGGUGUGGGUUUAGGUGUGUUGGGGUGGUGUGGUGGGUGUUGGUGUGGUGGUUGUUUUUGGGUGUUGUGGGUUGUGGUGUGGGGGUGGGUUUGGGGGGUUGGGGUAUGGUGGUGUGUUUGUGUGAGGGUUUGGGGUUUGUGGGGGUUGGUGUUGAGUGUUUUGUUGUAGGUGGGUGGGGUGGGGGGGGUGUGGGUGGUGUGUGGGGUGGGUGGGUGGGGUGGGGGGGGGGUGUGGGGUUUGUUGUGUGGUUAUUGUGGAGUAGUGGGGGGGAUGGGGUUUUGGGUUGGGUUGGGUUGGGAUGUGUGGUGGGGGGUUAG